This is a messenger RNA of Clupea harengus (Atlantic herring), 5546 nucleotides long. RefSeq names its product semaphorin-6D-like. Gene Ontology annotation, cellular component: plasma membrane. Gene Ontology annotation, molecular function: chemorepellent activity; semaphorin receptor binding. NCBI's taxonomy places the organism in Eukaryota, Metazoa, Chordata, Actinopteri, Clupeiformes, Clupeidae. The record is from RefSeq and is a predicted model, not a curated record. Gene Ontology annotation, biological process: neural crest cell migration; axon guidance; semaphorin-plexin signaling pathway.
CAUGCAAACAAUGAGGGCGUGUCUUUGGUGGAAGAGCUCCAAGCCCACAGAUGCAGUCAAUUCGAACUUCAGCUGCCCGCUGGUGUGUAAUGUGGUGUCGGUGACUUUUGUUGACAGAAGAUAAACAUUUACCAGGCAAAACAACGGAUUUCCCUCUUCUCACUCCUCUUCACACCAGGACUACUGGAUUAACAAUUCUUUAAAAAACGUUUGUCUUUAACUAAAACCAGGACACAAGACACUGAAGAAGCUCACAAGGGCCACAAGGUUUUAAUGCCCGUGGGUCUGCAUUUCGGCAAGGAUAAAGAACUGAAGAUCAUCUCUGCUUGUGGCUUUUGCAGCAUUGACAGACUAAGGAAAUUGCCGAGUAUCAUCCUGAGGGGGUUUAACCCCCCAUCAUCUCUCUACCAAAUGCCUCACUCUCUUCAUCGCCUCAUGGACCUUGAGACCUGUACAGGGCAGAGCUUCUGAUUGGACGUCUCAGCCAUCCGUCUCUGGGGACACAAUCGGCAGCAGGUGGGAGUUAUCAGCAGGUCUUCACCAUGCCAUGCUGAACGCCUUCGUCAGCCUUCCUCAUCGUCCCUCAUCAGCUACUCGAGAUGAGCAGCUCCUCAGGCUCCUGGCCUCUCCAGAUGGCCACGCUGGCUACCUUCCUCCUCCUCCUCCUGUUUCAUCAACCGCUCGCCUCAGCCUCGGCCUCCCCCUUCCCCAAGGACCUUGCGGCCCUCAAUGUGGUGGGCCCUGAGCAAUCCUACCUCUACCCAGGCUUCCAGGGUCUGUCUUCGGAUAAUGACACGGCGCGGCUGGGCCUGGACUUCCAGCGGAUGCUGCGCAUCAACCACAUGCUCUACAUCGCAGCCAGAGACCAUGUGUUUGCAGUGAACCUCACCACCACCGCAGAGCAGAUUGUCCCUCAGCAGCGGCUGACGUGGAGGUCGAAGGACGUGAAGAUGUGCACAGUGCGCGGGAGAAACAGCGACGAGUGCUAUAAUUACAUCAAAGUCUUGGUCCCCCGGAACGAUGAGACUUUGUUUGCAUGCGGCACCAAUGCCUUCAACCCCGGAUGCCGCAAUUACAAGAUGGACACUCUGGAGCAGGUUGGGGAGGAGCUGGUGGGCCAGGCCCGAUGCCCGUUUGAGUCCCACCAGUCCAACGUGGGCAUUUUCGCAGGGGGGAACUUCUACUCGGCCACCAUGACUGAUUUCCUGGCCAGCGACGCGGUCAUCUACCGCAGCCUGGGAGGAGAGGGAAGCCCGGUCCUUCGAACGGUCAAGUACGACUCCAAGUGGCUCCGAGAACCUCGUUUCCUCCACGCUAUCGAGUAUGGCAACUACGUUUACUUCUUCUUCAGUGAAAUUGCAGUGGAGUACACCUCCCUCGGCAAGGUGGUGUUCUCGCGUGUGGCGCGCGUGUGUAAGAACGACGCAGGCGGCUCAACGCGGGUGCUGGACCGCUACUGGACGUCCUUCCUGAAGGCACGGCUCAACUGCUCACUGCCCGGGGACUCCUUCUUCUACUUCGAUGUCAUGCAGUCUCUAAGCAACGUGCUGCAGAUUAACCACAGGCCAGCCGUCAUGGGCGUGUUCACGACACAGAUGAACAGCAUACCCGGCUCAGCUGUGUGUGCAUUCUACAUGGACGACAUUGAGAGGACCUUCAAUGGGAAGUUCAAGGAGCAGAAAACCAGCGAGUCAGCCUGGACACCAGUCCCCGAGGAACAGGUGCCCAAACCUAGGCCGGGCUCGUGUGCAGGAGAUGGCCCCGCGUCCGCCUACACCUCCUCUACCAGUUUCCCCGACGACAUACUGACCUUCAUCAAGUCCUACCCGCUGAUGGACGAGGCCGUGCCCUCCGUGGCCGAGCGCCCGCUCUUUGUCCGCUCCGCCAGCAGGUACAAGUUGACCCAGAUGGCUGUGGACACAUCUGCCGGGCCCUAUAAGAACCGCACCGUGAUGUUCUUAAGCUCCGAGGAUGGCCACGUUCUCAAGGUCUUGGCGAGCACCGACCCCAACUCCACCUCUGGUUCCACGCUGCUGGAGGAUAUCGAUGUGUACAACCCUUCCAAGUGUGAUGUCCAAGGGGAGGACAGAAGAGUUCUGGGGCUGGAGCUGGAUAAGGAGCACCAUGCCCUGUACGUGGCCUUCUCAACCUGUAUCAUCCGAGUCCCUCUGAGCCGCUGUAGUAACUACGGGACCUGUAAGAGGAGCUGCCUGGCCUCCCAGGACCCCUACUGUGUUUGGCUGAAGACGGAGAGCUGUGCCAGCGUGACACCGGGCUUUAAGGCUGGAUUUGAGCAGGACAUCGAGGGCGACUACUCAAAGUACCCUGACACCUGUCACAAUGUGUUGGCUACCACUCGGAAUCAGAACUCCGCAGCAGACUCAGCCUAUGGUGUCAAGGGAUCCCCAGAACUGGACAAGGCCAGCCACAGUGUCCACUACACCCUCCUGAUUGCCUGUGUCCUGGUCGCCUUUGUGCUUGGUGCCUUCCUGUCGGCCUUCAUGGUGUCCUGCUACUGCAGCCACAAUGCCCACCGCGCCCAGCAGCUGGACAAGGACCCGGAGACACCCCUCCCCCAUGCCCUCUCCCUACGCAGCCUGGCCAAGCUCAACGGCCUGCUGGACACUCAACCCAAGGAUGGCAAGAUGGACGUCUCCUCGCCCAAAGUCUACAACUCCUACAUCCCCAAUGGGAAGGAUCACUGCACUCCCAUCAGUCACAGCACCCCGGGGGCAGAGAGCCGGGACCUGAGCCUGCACCAGGGGGAGGACCUGUCGGGCCUCCCCACCCCAGACUCAACCCCUGAGCUGCCCAUCAAGAGCAUGAAGGGCUUCCGGAACCAGUGGGAGAGGAAUCAAAACUGCAACAAUGCCAAGGAGCCCAAUGUGGCGUCCCUGGGUAGCGCCGCCUCCAGGCCCUGCUCGGGGUUGACCCAGCAGGUGUACCCCUUCUCCCACAGCCUGCCCAACGGACAGGGCCUUGGGCUGUCCCUGCACCUGCCCGAGGAGAGGAAGAUCUCCAAUGACGAGCGCGCGGCCAUGGUGGGAGCUGGAGCUUCUGCCGCAGCCACCCCCUCACCGGCUCAGCCGUACUCCCUGGGUCCACAGUCGGUGGUGGACGUCUCCACCCUGGAUGAGCUCCUAAAGCACAUCCAGGAGGCGAGUGUCAGCGGGGCGGGUGGGGGCGGCAUUGCCGUGCUCACCUCCGCCCUCCUGCCCGGCUCGGCCAGCCCUGGCUUCUCGCUGCACCCCCAGAUCCCCGAGACGGAGACGGCGUCCUACUACAGCUCGUCCACGCUGCCCCGCGACGGGCUGACGCGGCGGCUGGACGUUCCCCCGGAGGCGCUCCUCUCUGGCUCCCACCCCCACCCCCACUCCCACCCACAUCUCCAGCAGCACCCACAGCAGCAGCUCCAGCAGCUGCAGCCCGUCCCGGAGCGGUCCGUGUCCCGGCAGCCGUCGCAUCGCCAGUCCCUGAUCCGCAUGGGCAGCGGCGGAGGGGGCGCCAUCCCUCGGCAGCGUAGCAGCAUGAGCCAGUGGCCGGCGCAGCAGCGGCUGGUGCGGGUGAGCUCGGGCUCAGGGAUGGGAGCGGGAGCAGGAGGCGGCGGUGGCGGCAUGGGGUACGAGAUCAGCGAGGUGAGCCGGCCGCUCAUCCCCGGCGCGGGCGGUGGAGGUGGCGGCACCUGCCUGACGCGGAAGCACAGCUACAGCGAGCCGCCUCACAUGCACCGCGCCGCCAUCGUGAGGCGCACAGCCUCGCUCAAGCCCCAGCUGCCGCCCAAACCCCUCCUGCUGCCCGCCUCCUCGCCCCUCAGCCAGCAGGGCAAGUUUAACUACUGAGCCCCUCCUGGACCGACCCCUCCUCCACUCUCCCUCCUCUCUGAGGAUGCACGAAGCUGUACCGAAAUGAACCUUUGACACGCGCUCCAGUGCAAUCCUCACACUGACUUAUCCUCUGUGACUCUUAGCCAUGCUUUGGCAGAGAGGAGAGACACUCUUUGUGUGAAGCACCUCUACCUGGUGGCAACAGGUCAUGACCAAGAUGGCUUUGCUCUAUGGAGGAGGAUCAAACCCUUGUCAGUGCUUAACCUACAACAGAAUGAAUGUUCUUGUACCAUAUUGGUAUUGGUUAUCAUUAUCACAGUCCACACCGAGGCUCACAGUAGGGACAGAAAGGGUCACAAAUCGAGAUGUCACGCAAGUCGUAAGUUGCGCUCACUGGUAGUCUCCCCCCUAGAGGCCCAGGAAUGUAAAACCACAGCCUUUGCAUCCCCCUUGUGCUUUGGUCUAAUGCCAAGAGGCAAAAGAGACCACGUUCAAAAUCUCUACACAGGCACUGUCACCGCUCUUACACCACGUUUACACACUGCAUAUGUGUACAGCGUAUGUGUGAGGAGCACAGUGCCAUCAGUCCACAGCAGCUGUGUAAGCGGUCUGGAGAAGACUCGGCUCUGCUCGUCGUCCCGCCCCAUAGAAUACAAGAAAUCCUGCAGUGCCCAUCCAGCCACAGACAGACUUCUUUGAUGGUAUUAAGCAAUAACCCAAUAACAGCCGGUGACCAACACACAUCUAAAACACCUCAAUACUUCAGUCGUGCCCCUUCGAGCAGAGCCCCUGUACGUUAAGCUUUUGCGUCACAACCAGAACAGUCUGGAUGGUGAUGUCAGCUGGACAGAGUGAGUCUUAACUAUGGUUGGUGUUUGUCACUGCAGACCCAGCUUUAGUCACUUGCAGUAGUGCACUGAUUGGAACACCACAGGUCAGGUUAAGAUGGCUUGAGAGAAGGAUAUACAGAUCCAAAGCUCAUGAAGACCUGGUUAGGAAGAAGACCCCAAUCCCCCCCAAAACUAUUGUAUCCCAUAAUUAUGUGCACCUUUGACUUAAGUUCCCUACAGUCAGCUUAUGUAGAGGUACCACAGUACCCCCUGGUGGACUAGAUCAGCAACACAACCCAGGAAGGCAACAUGCGUUUUUGCCUGUGUUACACCCCUAGUCAUUACUGUACCAUUGCUAUAUAUUUUGUGAACAAUAGUGUACAUAAAGAUACUGUGUAAUAACUACUAGCCAAACAUUUCUGUAUGUGUAAAUGUGUGCCUUAUUUAAUAUUAUGUAAUAUGGAAAAGGGCAAUGAGUAUGUGUUUGCAUAAUGGGCACUGCUAUGUUUUCUUAGUCCUCACCCCCUCAUUCCCAAGCAGUGUGUAAAGGCUGUUGUGUUAGCACUUUAUAUGACACCUUCUAGAAUAUUACGCCGGCAAAUAUGUGACCAACAUUGUAGGUGUAAGGUGUGAGCAUUCAGGGCAGGCUUGGUAUGAGUCAGAAUGCAUGAGUUUGAGUAUUGAGGUGUUCAAUGAAGUGAAACCACUGUUCAUUUUUAAAGUUUCAUUCUAUACAGUGUUGUCCUUCAUCUUAUUCCCAUUUAGUGUUUUAUGUUUUUUUGUUUGUAAAAAAAAAAAAUCCACUUAGUCACAAAGGCAACCAAUAGCAUGCACAGGGGUGUAGUCCACACUGGUAUUGAAAAAUGGUCAUAAAGUCGUCAUAUUAAAAAGA